GGCACCUUGCAGUUGCUUCCCAGCUUACAUACACAACAUACCAGAGAAACUCUCGGAGCUAGCUAGCCAUGGCCUCCACCGCGAGCUGCUUCGCCAUGAUCAUGGCGUGCGCGGUUCUCUCCAGCAGCACGUGCAACGGAGCACGCAACUUGGCCAACACCACUCCGCCGGCUGCCCCUACCACUGCUGCUGUCCCUGGCCUCCCGGCGGUGCCACCGAUGCCGUCCGUGACCGUGCCAACCAUGCCGACCGUGCCCGUGGUCACCGUGCCCACCCUGCCGCAGGUGACACUGCCGCCUAUGCCCGCCGUUCCUUCCGUGCCCAAGGUGACGAUGCCGCCGAUGCCUGCCAUUGUCGUGCCCAAGGUGACCAUGGCACCGAUGCCCACCAUUGCUGUUCCCAAGGUGACGAUGCCACAGAUACCUGCCAUCCCGAGCAUCAACGUGCCAUUGCCGUUCCUGGCACCGCCCCCCUCUGCAUAAGCGCAUCUCUGCACGCACGGUGGUGUGUUAUCCCUGUCCACGGUUGGACGCUCUUCAUGUUGCAGUGACACUAGAUCACUCAGAGUAUUUGUUUCCGCGACGUACACGUUAUGCC
Molecule: messenger RNA, 597 nt
Organism: Hordeum vulgare subsp. vulgare (domesticated barley)
Lineage: Eukaryota; Viridiplantae; Streptophyta; Magnoliopsida; Poales; Poaceae
Product: protein PELPK2-like
Exons: 1
Coding region: 69-482 (137 amino acids)
Source: RefSeq, a predicted model, not a curated record